Molecule: messenger RNA, 609 nt
Organism: Zygotorulaspora mrakii
Lineage: Eukaryota; Fungi; Ascomycota; Saccharomycetes; Saccharomycetales; Saccharomycetaceae
Gene: MET14
Product: adenylyl-sulfate kinase
Exons: 1
Coding region: 1-609 (202 amino acids)
Biological process (GO): sulfate assimilation
Molecular function (GO): adenylylsulfate kinase activity; ATP binding
Source: RefSeq, a predicted model, not a curated record
AUGGCAACGAACAUUACCUGGCAUCAUAAUUUAACCUAUAAAGAACGUCAAAAUUUGAGAAAGCAAGAUGGUUGUACCAUUUGGCUCACAGGUUUAAGCGCAUCUGGAAAAAGUACUAUUGCGUGUGCCCUAGAGCAGCUGCUACUACAAAACAACAUAGCCGCCUACAGAUUAGAUGGUGAUAAUGUUAGAUUUGGGCUGAACAAAGACCUCGGGUUCUCUGAAAAGGACAGAAACGAAAAUAUUAGAAGAAUAAGUGAGGUUUCGAAACUUUUCGCUGAUUCUUGUACAAUCAGUAUUACCUCUUUCAUCUCACCAUACAGAACUGAUAGAGAAAAAGCUCGUGAAUUACACAAAGAGAGCGGAUUAAAAUUUAUUGAAGUUUUCGUAGAUGUUCCACUAGAGGUUGCUGAACAAAGGGACCCAAAAGGUUUAUAUAAAAAGGCCAGAGAGGGAGUUAUCAAGGAAUUCACCGGUAUUUCUGCACCUUACGAAGCUCCUGAGAAUCCAGAAAUACAUAUGAGAACUGAUUUAAAAUCUAUUGAAGAAUGUGCAGCAGAGAUUUUUGCAUUUUUAAGUAGAGAGAAAAUUAUUCCAGGUAGCGAUUAA